Daktulosphaira vitifoliae (grape phylloxera) is the source of this 1797-nucleotide messenger RNA. RefSeq lists its product as uncharacterized. The record is from RefSeq and is a predicted model, not a curated record. The coding region runs from base 357 to 1109 and encodes 250 amino acids. The transcript has 12 exons. NCBI's taxonomy places the organism in Eukaryota, Metazoa, Arthropoda, Insecta, Hemiptera, Phylloxeridae.
AAGUUUAUCAUUGUGCAUUGUUUAGCGAUUGGUUGUCGCGGUCGCAUCGCACUUCAGGUGUUAUCGUUGAAUGGCGAUCGCGGUGCUUCCUCUUCACGACCGAUAAAGUCAGGCCAUGUAAGGUGGGCGACGGGCGGCGUGAACCGGUCUUGCUGACGCCGGCAUUAUGUUUUUUAUGUUCUGAAGAAGUAUUGUACGGAUCUCAAUUGACUCGAUAUGAUAAAUAUAUUACGACGAACUGUAUCAGUACACGAUUCAACAGAGAUAAUUAUAUAACAACAAACUAUGACAAUACGUGCACAGACCAAGAAAAUACAUUUAUACAAAUAUUGUAAAAUUUAAAAUAAACAUUUAGUAUGCACUCUAGUAUUAGAGCUAGAUCGAAAUACGGAAAUUUACUGAGAUUUCUUUGUUUUGAAUUAUUUAAUGAUUCCGACGAUGAUCAAAUUUCGACUCAAGAAGUUGGACAAUGUAGUUCAAGUAACAACCAUUUACCGUCAGAUACAUGUGUAAUAUGUAUGGAAGAAAAAAAAACUGUUUCAAUGUUACCUUGUAAACAUGAGAUUUGUAAUACAUGUACAAUAUAUUCUGUAGUCCAUUUUAAACUUGAAAAUUGUCCAAUAUGUCGAGUUAAAAUUUCCACGAUGAUUGGAGUACAGCCGAAAAAACUUUCAAUUCUUGAGUAUGAACGAGACUAUUUUACCAACAAUACAUUCAAAAGAAAUCAAAGUGAUACAUAUCAAAGGAUGACACUAUUGACACUUGAAAAUUUUCAAGAGCUUCACAAACGUAUAGAAAAAUUUAAGAUUACAAACAAUGAACUAAUCGCAAAAUAUUAUUAUUUACGACGCAAUGAAGAACCAGAUUUAGAACUUUUAAAAGAUAUUCAAGUGCUAAAUUCUAAUAAAAACUUUUUUUUAUCCGAGUUACGUGGAUGCCUUUUAAGAUGUAGAAAUCUGUCAAUGGAGUUGUUAGUGUACACAGAAUGGUUUGAAACUCAACUAAAUAAUUUUGAACAGAAUAUGUUACGAAAGUAUUAUUCUAGAAAAGGACUAAAUGCCGACAAAGAAUUCGUCAAACGAAAAGAAUAUACUUUCAAUCCAAUAUGAUAAUGAACCUAUGAUUCACGAUACGAAUACUUGCAUUAUUUGUAUGGAAAAAGAAAAGACAGUAACCAUGUUACCCUGCGAACACAUGUUUUGUAAUAAGUGUGUUCUUUAUUCUUUAAUCUACCAUAAAUUUGAAAGCUGUCCCCAGUGUCAGGUUAAAUUGUCUACAGUUAUUGGUCUGACCCCGACAAAUAUUUCAAUGAUUAAUUAUGAACAAGAUAGUCAAACUAAACAAUUAAGACAGCCACAAAUGACUGAGAUGACUUUUGAACAUUUUCAAGAGCUACGUGAUAAUGUUGAAAAUUUCAAUAUUUCUAAUGCUGAAUUGUUGGCCCGCUAUGUUUAUCUACGACGUGAUGAGAAACCUGACAAAGAGCUAUCAAAAGAUAUUCAAUCAAAAGUUGGCUUUAAACAGUUUUCCCAGUUAAUAAAGUUACGUAAAUGUAUUGUACGAUGUACAAACACUUCGAUGGAAUUAUUGGUAUACAUGGAUUAUUUUAAACUACAUCUCGAUGAUUUCGAAAAAAAUAUGCUAACAAAAUUUUACUUGAGACAAGGUUUAAUUCCCGAACGAGAACAUUUAAUAAGAGAACAAUAUUUCUUUAGCUCUCAUUAAAUAAAUUAGAUAAAAUGAAAUGAAUAAACUAUCUAUAAACAUUAUUCUGAAGUAAUAUAAAAUAAUCAAAUU